GACAUAUAAUAGUUCGAAAUGGCUGGUGCAUUAGAGAACGCAAGAAAAGAAAUCAAACGCCUCUCUUUAGAGGAUCACGAUGAAUCCCUUUACGGUCAGAUUUUCUCGGUCUCUGGACCUGUCAUCGUUGCCGAAAACAUGAUUGGUUGUGCCAUGUAUGAAUUGGUCAAGGUUGGUCAUGACAACUUGGUCGGUGAAGUUAUUCGUAUUAAUGCUGAUAAGGCCACCAUUCAAGUUUACGAAGAAACUGCCGGUGUCACCGUUGGUGACCCAGUUCUCAGAACCGGAAAGCCACUUUCUGUUGAACUUGGUCCAGGUUUGAUGGAAACUAUUUAUGAUGGUAUUCAAAGACCAUUGAAGGCCAUUAAAGACUUGUCUCAAUCUAUCUACAUCCCAAGAGGUAUUGACGCUCCUUCUUUGUCUCGUACUGUCAACUAUGACUUCAACCCAGGCUCGUUGAAGGUUGGUGACCAUAUUUCCGGUGGUGACAUUUUCGGUUCCAUUUACGAAAACUCUUUACUUGAUGACCAUAAGAUUCUUUUACCACCAAGAGCUAGAGGUACUAUUACCUCCAUUGCCGAAUCCGGUUCUUACAAUGUUGAAGAUACCGUUUUGGAAGUUGAAUUUGAUGGUAAGAAGCACAACUACUCUAUGAUGCACACUUGGCCUGUUAGAGUCCCAAGACCUGUCACUGAAAAGUUGGCUGCUGACUAUCCAUUGUUGACUGGUCAAAGAGUCUUGGAUGCUAUUUUCCCAUGUGUUCAAGGUGGUACUACAUGUAUUCCAGGUGCCUUUGGUUGUGGUAAAACCGUUAUUUCUCAAUCCUUAUCUAAAUACUCUAACUCUGAUGUGAUUAUUUAUGUCGGUUGUGGUGAAAGAGGUAACGAAAUGGCUGAAGUUUUAAUGGAAUUCCCAGAAUUAUACACUGAAAUUAAGGGCCGUAAGGAACCUAUCAUGAAGCGUACUACUUUAGUUGCCAAUACUUCUAACAUGCCGGUCGCUGCCAGAGAAGCUUCUAUUUACACUGGUAUCACAUUGGCUGAAUAUUUCAGAGAUCAAGGUAAGGAUGUUUCUAUGAUUGCCGAUUCCUCUUCUCGUUGGGCUGAAGCUUUGAGAGAAAUCUCGGGUAGAUUGGGUGAAAUGCCUGCUGAUCAAGGUUUCCCAGCCUAUUUGGGUGCCAAGUUGGCUUCUUUCUACGAACGUGCUGGUAAGGCUGUUGCCUUAGGUUCUCCUGAUAGAGUUGGUUCUGUUUCCAUUGUUGCUGCUGUGUCUCCAGCCGGUGGUGAUUUCUCCGAUCCAGUUACUACUUCUACCUUGGGUAUUACUCAAGUUUUCUGGGGUUUGGACAAAAAAUUGGCUCAAAGAAAGCAUUUCCCAUCUAUUAAUACUUCUGUUUCAUACUCCAAGUACACCACUGUGUUGAACAAGUACUACGAUUCUAACUACCCAGAAUUCCCAGCUUUGAGAGACAAGAUCAGAGAAAUUUUAUCUAACGCUGAAGAAUUGGAACAAGUUGUUCAAUUGGUUGGUAAGUCUGCCUUGUCCGAUGCUGACAAGAUUACCUUGGAUGUUGCCAACUUGAUUAAGGAAGAUUUCUUGCAACAAAACGGUUACUCCACUUAUGAUGCCUUCUGUCCUAUUUGGAAGACAUUUGACAUGAUGAGAGCUUUCAUCUCUUAUCACGAUGAAGCUCAAAAGGCUAUUGCCAAUGGUGCCCAAUGGUCCAAGUUAGCUGACUCCACUUCGGAUGUUAAGCACUCUGUCUCCUCCUCCAAGUUCUUUGAACCAUCUAGAGGUGAAGAAGAAGGUAAGAAGGAAUUCAACGAGUUGUUGACCAGCAUCACUGAAAGAUUUGCUGAAGCUUCUGAGUAAGAUCAUCGUUGAACACGGCCUGUGUGUCAUUUUGUUUAUAUGACAGUACAUUUUAAUUCUUUUUACAAAAUAUAUAUUUCUAAAUAUUAAACUGAAUCAUUCU
Molecule: messenger RNA, 1975 nt
Organism: [Candida] anglica
Lineage: Eukaryota; Fungi; Ascomycota; Pichiomycetes; Serinales; Debaryomycetaceae
Source: the annotation of a GenBank genome assembly